AAAUCAUAGAUCUGUUGAAAGUUUAAGGUCUUUUGACCCAGAGUAUAACAAUGUGUCUGAUGUUAAAGCAUGCUCUAUGUGGGAGCAGAACCAAGCUUCAAAAGCACAUUUUUGUUAUUAAUGAAGUUUACUUCAGUGCCAAUGUGCAAAGUGAAGGCUAUCUCACUCUGUGUAUGUAAUUCACUUUAUUCCCACAGCAGGCUGGACUCCACCUGAUUGUUUCUGAUCCAGUAUGUGAUCUUCAUGGACAGAAUCCAAAAGGAAGGUCCUGCAAUAGAGGGAUUCUGGUUUGGGAACCUCACCUCUGCCUUUUGCAGAUGAUGUGGUUCUGUUGGUGUCUUCGAGUCGUGAUCUUCAGAUUGCACUGGGCGCAAUCAAAAGGAGGUAACCAAGGUAACGUGAGCACUGGAUUAAAAUGCUCCUUCUGAAGGUUUUCUGGACACUCCUCUAGGGGAUGACCUGGAAGUGGCUGAAAAGACAUCUGUUCUGGCUUUGGAAAACCUUGGAAUACAUUAGAAAAAACUGGGAUGACUUGCAGACGAGAGGGAAGUCUGGAUUUCACUCUGAUUUGUUGCUUUUGCAAUCCAGAAUUGGUCAAAGGGACACUAGGCAGUUUUGGUUUGCUUUUGGCACCCCCUAAUGUCUGUUGAGUAGAACCAAAAGCAAAACGUAACUCCUUGCUGUAUGUUCGUCUUUUUAACACCUUAUUCUAACAACUGAAACUUCUCCCAGUCUUCAUUAGUAUCUACAGGAGUAAUUCAUCCCUAAAUUAAACGAAUCAGCUGUGAUCAUGGACAGGAAGUAGACUGCAGCACCAGGUAUGUCAGCUCAAUUUUUUUUCACGUGUGAAGUGUGUAAGUCCAACAGACCGGACUGCCACUCUGAAGUUGCAAACAUGGUGUUCUAGCCACAGGGGGCGGUGGGGUCUGAGGGACAUUUCAUUUGGUCAUUUUAGCACAAACUGGCUCAAGAAAAUUAUUUUAAAAUAUGAAACAGCAGCAAAGUAUGGCUUUAAGCUGUGGAAAAUGGAUCCAUGUUAUCAUUUCCUGAGACAUACAUCAUUUACUUUGUGUUCUAUAUGUUGAUGUUAUGAAGGUAUUAUUAUAUAAGAUAACCUGUUUAGUCCAAACAUGAAUGUUCGCCUAUUUUAUUAAAGUCAUGAAGAGAAAAACUCUGCAGACCAAAUACAUUUCUGCCAAACAACACAACCUAAAUAACUAAUUACAUUAUUUUGCUGUCAGAGUCCAUUUUAAUCCAACCCUAAAAUUAGAGGAUUACUGAGAUGCUGUUACCUUCAGACCAAUAUUUCAUCUUAAAACUUUUUGUCUUUCUGGAAUUUUAACCCUGUGUGAAGUGUAGACAGCACACUCGCUCCCACUCACAUGGUUACUAACUCACAACAGAGCGUCUUGAGUCACCUGACAGGAGUAUAUAUAGGCUUCUCAGGCCAGCGGGGAGAUCGAACAGGAAUCACUUUUCAAGCUGACACUUGCGGCUCUAUGUACGGGGAAGAAUUUCAUACGAGGGUUGUCUUUUUCUGCUCUCUGAAACGUAUUUAUAGCAGGUGAGUUCAGGGCAGCAGAGGCAUGUGUGGCGUGGCCUUCUGAAACAUCACCAUGUUAAGAGAUGCCAGGGGCGUCAGGGGCAGAGCCAAACGUGUCAGUGUAUCCUAUAGAACACAUAUUUAUCAAAACAAAAAUACUCCGAUUAAAGGCUGUACAAACAAAACCAAAACCGCAGACAACUGCAACUAAAACACAAACCAGUCUGAGAUAAUACUGUGUUAGGUUUAAGUGUUAAAAUAGAUGGAGUUUAGUUUGAUUUAUCUCAUUUGGAGAGCUUUUACCAUUUAGUACGUGGACUGUUCAAAACUAUUUCUUGUGAAUUUAUUAUAAUUCAUUUAUCAUUUUAGUAGGAUUUCUCCAAAUGAAAACCACAUUCAGAACUAGUCAUUAUAUGAAAAAGAAAAUAAAAUUUACAAAUUAAUGAUGAAAUAAAACUAAUGAAUUUUAGUGACCCACUAUUUUAAAAUGGUUUACCACUGUCUUUCUUUAAUCAUUCCUGUAUGUAAGCCCAACUGUGUAUCUGCAAAAUCAUAGUUUAUAUCCAUCCGUCCGUCCGUCCAUCCGUCCGUCCAUCCAUCCAUCCAUCCAUCCAUCCAUCCAUUCUCCCAUCUGCUGUGAAUUGAAACGUUCUGAUAUGGAGAAAAAGUUUCAUUUAUAAUGAUGCAACAAAAUCAUGAAUCUGAUUGUAUAUAUUUCAGAAUAUUAGAAUGGUUUCAUUUUAAUUUUUGUCGCUCCCUGAGAUGAACUUCCAUAUUAUUGGAUAUUUUUCAUUGUGUGCAGCACAGAAAAAGUUGUAAGAAUAGAAUAGAAUAGAAUAGAAAAGAAAAGAAAAGAAAAGAAAAGAAAAGAAAAGAAUAGAAAAGAAAAGAAAAGAUAAGUCCUUUAUUGUCCCUCAGUGGGGAGAUUUUGUUGUCAGAGCAGCAAUUACAUUCACAACAGGAGCAACGAAGAAUGCAACAUAAAGAAUAAAAGGCUGAAAAUGAACAAAAAAGAGAGAGAUAGCUAUACAAAUAAAUUAAAAGGCAGCCGGCUCUAGCUGAGCCAGAAGCAUACUGAAAUAGUUCCAAGAGGGAAAAGCACUUUACCGCUAUAUCACCCUUAAACAAAAUGUAUUGUAAUCUGGUCGCAAUAUAAAUGAGUUCCAGAUGUGUAACUCCUGACAACAGCUUUACCUGUUUCUCUUAGUGGAGCUAUCGUCUGUCUAGUCCCGCCUCCUCAGAACUGAUUAACGUAAAUGAUCCUUACUUGCUCUGGCAGGCAACACAACACAGAUUAUUAUUCUGUGCUACAGAGGUUUGUGUGCAAUCUUCCGGUGUCAUGAAUCAUUAAACAGGUGACUGUAAUCCAUACAGACAGCUAGAUUCUCAGAGUGACAGAGAGCCACCUGAUGCUGCAUGUAAACCAACUACCCUGCUGUUCUCACAAGAUAAAAACUUAGAUUUCAAAUUCAAAUAUUCUAAUUUACAAUUAUUAUGGAUACUUCAUUGUGUGUUGUUAAGAGGUUUAUGAUGGCUUCAUAAAUGAAUUUGCACUACAAAUGUUUGUCAGAUUUAUUGAAUUUGGGUUGCAAAGGACCAUCAAGCAUGCAUCAAGCUGUCCUAAGCACAAUGCAGCAGCAGUUUUUGACGCUAAAGGUUUAACAAAAGGCAACAAAAAAAAAUAAAACACAUCUGGUGGCCAUUAAUCUGCAAAUCCUUGGCAUAGUGUUGCAGUAACCAAUGGCAACUGCUUCCGUGUCAACAGAAAUCUUGGACAGCUCCUGCAGUCCAGGACCCUGAAACAUGAUUGGCUAGCUGAAUCAACGACUUGCAAACUUGUUUAUCUAUUAUGCAUGUUGGUUCACCUUUACUGUGUUCUUGGAUUCAUUCUCAGGUAUACCCAGCUCAGCCGAGGCCAGUCACUGUUAAUCAAAGGACACAAUCUCACCUUGACACUAAGACAGAGAUUGAGUCAAGUCACAAAUGGAGCUUUUUGGAUCUACUCUGUCAGCCACGUAUACUCGGCCAAAAACCAGCCACUUCCUCCCUGCCAUCUCCACUAUGGCAUCCAGCUAUCGCAACACUCAGCCAGCCUUGAUAAUGAAUCCCAGUGCCAAUCUGUGGAGAACCAACAGCUAUUACAAGAGCAGCAUCGCUCCCCCCUUGACCUCAUCUACACAACGUGACCAUUUCGAUCUAGUUCGAGCCAAGACUGCAUUGUACCCUUCCAACAGGAGUGCACUAAUGACCCGGUACACUCCAGAUGACUGGUACAAGUCCAACCACAGCAAUUACCGGGAGUCAGAGUCCUCCAGGAAAAGUGCAGAACGACUGAGGAAAGAUACCAUUAGGCUGAUGCAAGAUAGAGAGCAGCUCACCAGACGGACACAGGAAAAUACCAGCAAGAACAUUGCAGAGAGGGUCAAUGACAUAAAUUUUUGGAAGUCUGAGCUGAAUCAUGAAAUUGACAAUAUGGUGACAGAGAUAGGAGCACUCACUGAGGUCAAGAGGAGGCUGGAGAGAGCCUUAGCUGAGACUGAGGGACCCCUUCAGGUGUCUCAAGAGUGUUUGUACCACAGAGAGAAGAGGAUGUCCAUCGAUCUGGUGCACGAUGAUGUAGAGAAAGACUUAAUAAAGGAAGUAGAAGUUAUAAAGUCAUGUCAGGAGAGGAUGAGGCGCCAUCAAGACAGAGCCAUUGCACAGCUGGCGUCAAACCGAGCAGCGCUGCACGAGCUGGAGAAAGACUUGAGUGACAAAGUGACAGCUCAGAGGAUCGAUGACAGGUGUCACCAUUUGAGGAACACAUCAGACGGGAUUGGCUAUUACAGGGGGAUUGACAGGCUAGACCAUUCAGUUUCUCUGCCAGACUCGUGGUCCAAGUUCACAGAUGACAACAUCCUGCUCUCCCAGAGCGAGCGAGCAGCCUCCCACAAGCUCAGGGAUGAGAUUGAAAUCCUCCUGAACACCACAUCCCAUGAAAUGUGGAACCAGUUCAACAGCGUCAAUGUUGCUUUCACCAGCCGUGUGUCUGAAACUGCUGACGCCAAGAGCAACCUGCAGUCCCACCUGGCCAAGACUCUGCAGGAGAUCUUCCAGACAGAGAUGCUGAUUGAGUCUCUGAAAAAGGCCUUAAGGGAUAAGGAGAGUCCACUAAAAGUGGCCCAAACCCGACUGGAGGAGAGAACACGCCGACCUAAUGUAGAGCUCUGCAGGGACAACCCACACCACAGACUUGUGAGUGAAGUGAGAGAGAUCGAGGACACCAUCCACAAGCUCCAAGAGAGGCUGAUGGAGGCAGAAAACACUCUGCAGAAUCUGGUGAAGACUAAAGUAGCCCUGGAGCAUGACCUAUCCAUUAAGGCCAACUCACUUUUCCUGGAUCAGGAGAAGUGCAUGAGCAUCCGUAAAGUAUUUCCCAGCAUGCCCCGUCUGGUGGGCUACACUUAAAACGGCCUUUGAAAAAAGGGUUCUGAGAGGAUUUGAUAGCAAAUAAUAGAAUUUAGAAAUAUUUUAAAGGGGCCAGAUCAUGCUAUUUUAAAUCUUUUAGAGCAAAUGUAGGCAGAGUAAAUGAUAAGAAUUAAACAUUACCGUCGGCACUAAUGAGAUGUCAUUUAUCUUAACUCAUUCACUGCCAAUGACGACUAAAGUCGUCAUUUGCAUUUUUUUACUGUUUGAGCAUCGGAACGAGCCCCUGCGCUGAGAGAACAAACAUCUCAGCCCUGAAGCCGAACUUCAUCUGUAUCCGUCACAGAUCACAUGAUCAGGAAGCAACAUAUCCAUGUGUUUGGAGAUCGUUUUGGGCCGUUCCUGUAAAAAAAGUGAGGCGCGAACCGGAAAAGCGUCUGCCGAUCACAAUUCGACAACGGAUUAUGAAAGAACGGAUAACGCUCGAAACACGCGGCUUCUUCCUGAUGUAAGAGGUGAGUCUCCUCUUUGUUUUGGUUGUUUUGGCAUCAACAUCAUGCUAGCGCGCAACAUUCUGUGACUCUUAAAAAAACAGUAAAAACAGUGAGAAAGGCUGGCAGCGAAGGCCGUUAGUGAUCAGGAAACGGCUGGCAGUGAAUGAGUUAAAUAGCAAUUUACCCCCUACCAGAGUCUUACUCCACCCCCACUUCCUGUUUGGAAAAUGCAACAAAUGCUGUUGCCUGGCAGACCAAGAGGGCAGAGCCGCUAAGAAAUACACACAUAGGCUCACAAUGACAUUGUGACAUCACAAUGUACCAACCAACGUCAUAGUGUACCUCUUAGCCAAUAGUGAUGGCAGAUUUAAAUUCAAAUGCAGUGCAGAGUUUUUACCUGACAAUGGCACAUGGUUUCAGGCUGAAUGUUUAAAUUUUAACUAAGACUACACAUGUCUACAGCACGAUUAGACACUCAUUUAUAUAGUUUAUCAGCAAGAAAAAGUUGAUUUGGGGGUGACUUGCUCUUUAAGUGUGAGUUACUUUUGUCAGCCUGAUUUUAUACCUGGAAAUACCUGCCCACGCCCGCGCCAAAUGAAAAUAGAAACUAGAAGAAAAAAAACUUACCGCCACAACCGUGAGGCAAACCUGUGCAAAACUUUAUGUAUAUACAUAUAUAUAUAUAUAGAGAGAGAGAGAGAGCCCAGCACCCUUAACUACUGGGCUACCAAGUUUUUUUUUACAAAACAGUUAUUGCUUAACACACACAUCCUGAGCGUGUCAUUACGAGCAUCUUUGUAGACAGGAUGCAUGGUUUGUACAGAAGUCUUUUGUCACCAAUGCUGGAGUAAUUUGUCAGAAUAUCAAGAUCCAGGUUUCAAAACCAUGACCAGACCAGGUUCAGGGGGAGGAGAAAUCCCGGGUGACGUAAGUGGGCUACUUUCUGUCGUUUGCAGGAUAAACCUUUACAUCGACCAAAUUGAAGCUGAGACAUGAAAAUGCAUGAAUGCGGCCAAAAACAGGUUUGAGGGUAUUUCUCAUGUUGAAAUGACAAUAUAACGUGGUAAAAAGCUCUAAAAGUGGAUUUUCCAUGAUAUGGCCCCUUUAAGUGUCAGUGAAUUUUUAUGUGAUGAUUAGGUCUUUUUGGUUUGAAUGCGGAAAAGGUUGAAUCAAAAUAAAUAGUGUUUUGACUGUUAUCAUAUCUUAUGUGUAUAUAUAAAUGGACACAAAUAGGCUAUGUGUCAGUUUAUAAACGAUUUCAUUUUAAGACACUGUUAACUGAAAUAAGUGAAAAAAUUAGUCAAGAGCAAAGGCUGCAUCUGUUGACUGCUGGGAAAUCUUAGCCUGGUAAGCUAUCCUAUAUAUGUGAAAAUAUAAGAUGGUCACUCACGAUCUAUAGACAGAGCUUGGUUGUGGGGCAGAACUUACGAUUGUCUUUCAAACUGUCUCCACACGAAACUGGACAGCACUAGGACCAAUCAGAGCAAUAUUGUGCCAUAUUUAUAGAGAUGAAAAUCAGUCAACAGUCCGCCACACAUGAUCAAAGAAGUAGUAGGAGAACCUCAGUCCACUCAAGUCAAAGAAAGGCUCAAGCCUAAAUCAUCCAGAGUUGAUGCCAAAGCUGUUUCAAACAAGCUUGUUCCUGAGCUGCCACCAUCUUUUUUGUUUUACUCCUUUGCAACUCUGAUGCUUAGCCUCCCAAACAUUCAAAGAUAGAGCACUGUGAUUGGUCCAGCCUAAACUUGGCUGAGCCAGUGGUAGACCUGAUGAGGCUACAAUUGAGUGUGGCUGCACCAACUUUAAGAGAAAAAUGUUUCGCUACUGUUACAGUUUGUCUUGAUUGAUUGUUAAAUUGAUUGCUAACUUUUCGGACCUUUAUUAUGAAAAAUAAUAAGACCUAUUCUAAAAAAGCCUGGUUCUGAUCCCAAUAACUUCAAUACACUUUGUCCAAUCUCUUAUCUCCCUUUCAUCUCUAUAAUCCUUGAGAAAGUUGUUGCUUCUCAGCUCAUCUCCCAUCUCAAUCAUCACAACCUUUUUGAACAGUUCCAGUCUGGUUUUCGCCCUCUACACAGCACAGAAACUGCCCUUGUUAAAAUCACAAAUUACCUUCUCAUGGCAGCUGACUCCGGUUUUCUUUCCCUACUCAUCCUUCUUGAUCUUAGUGCAGCAUUCGACACCAUCUCACACUCAACCCUUCUUAACCGGAUAGCUUCCCUUGGUAUCACCCACACUGCUGUCGCCUGGUUCUCCUCCUAUCUCACUAGCCGCUUCCAGUCUGUUCAAUUAAUCCUAUUCUUUUCACCCUGUUGCUGUUUCUGCUGGUGUUCCCCAGGCCUCUGUCCUUGGACCUUUCUUAUUCAUCAUCUACAUUCUUUCACUUGGCCAAAUCUUUUACAAAUACAAGAUACAUUUCCACUGCUAUGCAGAUGACACCCAGAUCUAUAUCUUCUCUCAACCCAAUGCAAUCUUCCCUCCAGCCUCCCUGUCCAGCUGUCUCCUUGAGAUAAAAUCAUGGUUCUCAUCAAACUUCCUGAAACUC
Messenger RNA from Nothobranchius furzeri (turquoise killifish), 7981 nucleotides. RefSeq names its product tektin 3 (gene tekt3). NCBI's taxonomy places the organism in Eukaryota, Metazoa, Chordata, Actinopteri, Cyprinodontiformes, Nothobranchiidae. Gene Ontology annotation, biological process: cilium assembly; cilium movement involved in cell motility. The record is from RefSeq and is a predicted model, not a curated record. Gene Ontology annotation, cellular component: sperm flagellum; nucleus; microtubule cytoskeleton.